AUGGCGGCGCCGUCGGGUGGUCCCGACGGCGUCCAAGAAGCGUACACGACCUACGCCGCCCAGGGCGGCGACGGCGCGGACAACUGGGCGACGCGCGCCAAGACCUGGGGCUACGCGCCCGCGGUGCUCGAGUCGCUGGGCCUCGAGGGCGCCGAACGACGGCUCUUCGCCGGCGCGUGCGGCGGCGGCUGCCCGCUCCGCGUCGACGGCGGCCCGCGGCCGGGCGAGACCGUCGUCGACCUCGGCUGCGGCUUCGGCCACGACCUCGUGCUCGCGAGCCGCAUGACGCGCGGCGGGCGGAUCGUGGGCGUCGACGUCACGGCGGCGAUGCUCGACGCCGCGGCGAGGACCGUCGCGGCGUUUUCAUUGCCGAACGUCGAGCUGCGGCGCGCGCCGCUCGACGACCCGAGCCUGGGCUCGGGCGUCGCCGACGUCGUCGUGAGCAACGGCGUCUUCAAUCUGACGCGGGACAAGCGCGCCGCCUUCGCCGCGGCGUUCCGCUUGCUGAAGCCCGGCGGCCGCCUGCUGCUCGCGGACGUCUGCAAGACGGGCGCGCCGGCGUCGCGGCCCGCGGGGUCCUGCGCCGCGGGGCCCCGCGACGAGUGGAGCGGCUGAGUCAGCGGCUGCGAGAGCGUCGAGGCCUACCUGGACCACCUCCGCGCCGUCGGCUUCGUCGACGGCGCGCACCUGUCCUGGACGGCGUUCUACACGUCGCCGACGACGCGCGGCGCGCACUUCUUCGCCGUCAAGCCGGAUCCCCGCCGGCGCCUCGCCGCCGCCGCCGUGCUCGCCGCGGCCGCGGCCGUCGUCGCCGUCAUCUUCGCGCGCCGGCGA
Messenger RNA from Aureococcus anophagefferens, 834 nucleotides. RefSeq names its product selenoprotein. The record is from RefSeq and is a predicted model, not a curated record. The transcript has 2 exons. The annotation marks the transcript as partial. Lineage: Eukaryota; Pelagophyceae; Pelagomonadales; Pelagomonadaceae.